AUGGCGCCCUUGUAGGUAUUGAUCUUAUGCUUGAUACUUCAGCAUCUAGCCUCCCGAAACUUCCACAGCGUCACUCAAGAUCUUACCAUUCAACCUCUUACUUCUGCUGAUUGGAAUAUUACCAGCACUCGCCUACAUUAACUCACCAAUUUAUGAUGGCUAGAUCAGAAGAAGCGGAAGCUUUCUUUCACGUCGUGUACACCGCCGUGCAGCAGAUUCCCUACGGAAAAGUCACAACUUACGGACACAUUGCGAAGCUAAUUGGAACUCCCGAACGACCACGCCAAGUCGGUAUCUGCCUCAAGCAUCUUCCACAAGAUGCAGACUCACGUUUUAACCAUGACAACGUCCCAUGGCAGAGGGUUAUCAAUGCCAAGGGCAUGAUCUCGCCUAGGUCACAACCCUCAGGGGCACGAAAUCAGGCAGCUGCUCUACGAACCGAGGGCGUUACUGUAACUACUAGCGCGCUGGGCGAACUUAUGGUGGACUUCUCCGAAUGUGGAUGGUUCCCAAACGAAUUACCUUCGGAAGCGGACGACGAAUGAUUUAGCUGUUUGUCUUAUUCUUCAAUGAAGUUAGGAUCACGACAAAAUUCGUAUCCAAGGUACCAGUAGCCAGUUAGUACUCUAUAGUAGUGAGGUGUACUACGGCACUGCUCCCUGAUCUUUGAGAAGCGUAUCUAGAUGAGGUGCUAAAUUAGCAGGAAUUCCCUGUCCAAAUAUAAAAUGUAGGGGUUAAGUUGACAGAUAUCAGAUAGCGGUUGGACAUAAGUGAUUCCACAUUUAAUUCAGAACAGGUCUGUGAAUUAUGUGCUUUCAUCAUAUAAGGAAAAUGUUAAGGGGUUGGAU
Messenger RNA from Daldinia decipiens, 848 nucleotides. Its product is annotated as DNA binding methylated-DNA--cysteine S-methyltransferase. NCBI's taxonomy places the organism in Eukaryota, Fungi, Ascomycota, Sordariomycetes, Xylariales, Hypoxylaceae. Gene Ontology annotation, biological process: DNA repair. Bases 153 to 545 code for a protein of 130 amino acids. The record is from RefSeq and is a predicted model, not a curated record. Gene Ontology annotation, molecular function: catalytic activity. The transcript is spliced from 3 exons.